UCCUAUGUUGACCACAUUAUCCUGGCAGAUCUUUGAACCUUUGCAGCUCUUCGAUCUUCAUUUAGAGGAGGUGGUGUUUGCUUGUGGCUGUGAGAUCCGCUGGCUGCAGCUAUGGCAACAGAGAGGGGAGGCGGGGCUAAGCAACCAACAGUUAUACUGCGCUGAUGGCUACAAGAAGAUACUGCUGCUGGAUAUGAACAUUAGCAGUUGUGACCUGCCAGAGAUCAGCGUUAGCCACAGCAACCUCACAGUUGUCGAGGGUGAUCGCGUAAUGGCGAUCUGUAACGGCUCUGGAUCCCCGUUACCUGAAGUAGACUGGCCUGUUAACGGCUUGCACUCCAUCACUGCACAAGAGGCCAGAGUCUAUGACAACACCACUAUUCAUUCUAUCAGCAUAACUUUGGUCAAUGUGAGCAGAGAUGACAACAACUUCCUGCUAACCUGCACCGCAACCAACAUAGUGGGCAUGACUAACGCCUCCAUCCAGCUAACCGUUCACUUUCCUCCCACCAUAGUGAAGCUAAAGGAGCCAGAACGACGCCAUGACACGUGUAUAGAGUUUACUGUUCAAGGUUCGCCCCAUCCAACCUUACGAUGGUUCUACAAAGAUAAGGAAAUUACCCAUAAUGAGUAUGUGCGCCCUGAUAUGGAGAUUUAUCAGGACUACAUCGAGGGCUGCCUUAACUUUAAAAACCCAACACACCACAACAACGGCAACUAUACUUUGGUGGCCAUCAACUACUUGGGUGUAGCCAACAGUACCGUGUACGGACACUUUCUCGACAAACCCUUCGAUGGUCCAGAAACAGAUUAUGAUUAUGUAACCCCAACUGCAGAAACUCACAAACCUGAGGAAGAUACGUUUGGGGUUUCCAUAGCAGUAGGCCUGGCAGGGUUUGCAUGCGUGAUGCUGGUGGUUCUCUUCCUUCUUAUUAAUAAGUAUGGACGACGUUCCAAGUUUGGCAUGAAAGGACCAGUAGCAGUGAUAAGUGGUGAGGAAGACUCUGCCAGCCCCCUUCAUCAUGUGAACCAUGGGAUAAUAAGCUCCUGUGCACUGGAUGCCGGGGCAGAUGCUGUGGUGAUUGGAAUGACCAGGAUCCCUGUCAUAGAGAACCCACAGUACUUCAGACAUGGACACAACUGUAACAAACCCACCACCUAUGUUCAGCAUAUUAAACGGAGGGACAUUAUUCUGAAGAGGGAGCUUGGAGAGGGAGCCUUCGGCAAGGUCUUCCUUGCUGAAUGUUACAACCUGAGCCACUCCAAGGACAAGAUGCUGGUAGCUGUAAAGACUCUGAAGGACCCAACUCUUGCAGCCAGGAAGGAUUUCCAGCGUGAGGCUGAGUUGCUUACUAACCUCCAGCAUGAGCACAUAGUUAAGUUCUAUGGAGUGUGUGUGGAUGGAGAUCCUCUCAUCAUGGUCUUUGAGUACAUGAAGCAUGGAGAUCUCAAUAAGUUUCUCAGAGCCCAUGGGCCAGAUGCCAUGAUUCUGGUCGAUGGACAGCCUUUACAGACCAAUGGGGAGCUGGGUCUGUCCCAGAUGCUUCACAUAGCCAGUCAGAUCGCAGCUGGGAUGAUUUACUUGGCAUCUCAACACUUUGUGCACCGUGAUCUGGCAACCAGGAACUGCCUAGUGGGGAAUGGCCUUCUGGUGAAAAUUGGAGACUUUGGCAUGUCCAGAGACAUUUACAGCACAGAUUAUUACAGGGUGGGAGGUCACACCAUGCUGCCUAUCCGCUGGAUGCCCCCAGAGAGCAUCAUGUACAGGAAGUUCACCACAGAGAGUGAUGUUUGGAGCUUUGGAGUCAUUCUGUGGGAGAUUUUCACUUACGGCAAACAGCCAUGGUUCCAGCUCGCCAAUAAUGAGGUGAUAGAGUGCAUUACUCAGGGCAGGGUACUGGAGCGCCCCAGGCUCUGUCCCAAGGAAGUCUACGAUAUUAUGCUUGGCUGCUGGCAGAGGGAGCCACAACAGCGCCUUAACAUUAAAGACAUUCAGAAGAUGCUGUUUACUCUGAUGAAAGCCACACCAGUCUAUUUGGACAUACUGGGAUAGAAAUGGAUACAAGAGGGAAGGAAUAAAAUAUAUUAUAGGUUGGACUAGAUCAUCAAUAGAUUAGAAAUGUGUUCACUCAAUCAGAAGAAAAGUGAUUGCCUUGGAGUGGGAGUCCAGCCUGGACUCUGAUGGAGCCAUCUGAAUAGGGAUUACACAUGGACUUGUCAUACUUCCAACUGCCUGACACAUAAGAAAUGGAAUGAAUUAACUAAAGUGGAGUGAUGCGUGUUGAAUUGGAUUUGAAUUAACUGGAUUACAUUGAACUGUAUUACAAUAUAAUCAAAGGAAAUGUCUUGGAUCUUACCUAAAUGGUUGGGAUUGGGUUUGUGUUGUCAUGCUCCUUUUCAAGGAACUCAUGACUAAAAAGACUUGACUAUGAAGUAUGGAUUGCGUUAAACUGGACUGAACUGGAUUAACCUGAUUGUGCUAGUCUGGUAUGGUUUACCAUAAUUUCCUAGCCUAUGCAUUUCAUCCAAGAUUGUCAUUUACGAGGCUUGGUAAAGCCUUUGACCUAGUCUGGCAGAGUCUGGCUCAGCUCAGCUUGGCUACAUUUAAAAUAUUUUCUCUCAGAUUAUAUUGACCUCACCUCGACAUUGUUUUAUCUGUGUCCCUUGAUAAGUCAGACAUGGGUUGGUUUAGCUCAUUUAAGAUACAUUUCACAAAUCCUAAAUAAAUUAGUGAUCUUACUUACUUGUAUUUUUGCCUGGCCAUCAAACAGUAAAAACAUCCUCAAGUUUUUCAAGUGAACAUUGUGGUUCAUCUUCAUAUUAUCAUUGACUAUCAUGGGUAUUUGUUAUAGCCAUGACCAGAAUUGUCCAAGGAAAAAAAUGCUGACAGUAAAACCACAUUCCAGUCAACAGCAGUCAACAAUAGACAAGGCAGUUGAGGCUUAACGUUAACAUGAUGUUCUGUUCUGUACAAGAACGGACAGCAUGCAUAGUCAAACAUGUCAUGUAUAGCAGCCAUUUUGCUCUGAAGCGCUCUUAUUUUAUCUACAAAGCCUUCAUAGAUCGACCUUCUGUUAGCCCACUGAGCUGUUCUCUUCUGCAAGAACCUUGCCAGGCCUUCCAAUCCUGAGCCUAAAGGCAUGGCCUGAGUGACUGUGUCCCCAUAGAGAUGGACCUAAGUGCCUCCUACUUCUUUCUAAACACCGGGAACUCAAAAAUAGUCUUUCAAAAAAAUAAAAAAUAAAAAAUAGCACUUUUACAUUUUGUUUAUCUGCUUAAAAGUGUACAUCAGCUGUAAACUUUCCUUGUUUUUCUUACAAACAAACCUACUUCCAGCAAUCUAUUUAUUGCAAAUAAAUAAAUAAAUCAAAAACAGAAAAAAAAAAAUGAAUCUACGCUUUGCAGCUUGACAAGAACGUCAAACUAUACCCAGGGCCCAUUUUCUGUAUUAAAAAAAAACAUAUUCUAUACAGUUUUUACAGUUUUUAUUUAUUUUUAUUUUUGACCUCUGCCAUGCUCCAAAGCCAUUGGAUUAUCCUGCCACUGGAUAGAGAAACAUAAACACAGAUAAACUGAAAAGAGACAAACAGGAUACUCGGAGGGAGCCUUUAAAGAUUUUUGAAAGUGAAUCAUUUUUAUGUAGUGCGGUAUAACUGGAUCCACUCUUACAUCAGAUCCUGGACAUGAUCAAGCGACCAAUAGCUUGAUGGCCACAUACAGUCUCAACUGAAAGGAUGAUAGAGCUACUAGUCAGUGAACAAAAUCAUGUUUCAAAUUAAUGUAUAUACUGUAAAGCUCUAU
Molecule: messenger RNA, 3801 nt
Organism: Larimichthys crocea (large yellow croaker)
Lineage: Eukaryota; Metazoa; Chordata; Actinopteri; Sciaenidae
Product: NT-3 growth factor receptor
Exons: 15
Coding region: 5-2053 (682 amino acids)
Biological process (GO): positive regulation of neuron projection development; protein phosphorylation; positive regulation of kinase activity
Cellular component (GO): axon; plasma membrane; signaling receptor complex
Molecular function (GO): neurotrophin binding; neurotrophin receptor activity; transmembrane receptor protein tyrosine kinase activity
Source: RefSeq, a predicted model, not a curated record